CUAUUUUUUGUUGCAUUGAUUUUGUUCUGGUAAACAAGUUUUUAACUUUACAUAAUCAAAGUUGUCUAUUCCCACUGGUUUUUAAACAGACCUGAAGCAAUAAAUGCUUAUUUUGGCAACCACUUCACAGAAACAUAAUUUCUGGUGCAUGGAUUGAAUUUUGUCAGUCUCGUUUCUUUUCAUUGAUGACUGUAGGAGUUUUAUUUAGGAUUUAUAAAAGCCAAGGAGGUGUGGGUGAGGAAAGGGGAGAAUGUAGUUUCUUUUCUCUUUUUCUAUCAAUAUAAUUUAUACCUUAGAAAGCUGCUUUUUAAAAAACAGGGUUAGAAGCUCUCCCUGUCCCUUAUUAAAACAACAAAAGCAAAACUUCACUAGCUUUGGAUUGUAAACAAGCAUUAAAAAUAAUUCUUGGCUCUAGGCAGGGGCAUAUAUUCAAUACUUUGAAGUCUGUCCCUAGACUUAAAGAUAGAAGUCUCUAUAUAUGGAGAGAGAAGAAAGUUUGGGAACUAAAAGAACACUGAACUUUUCAUUCAGAUGCAAUAGUAGAUGAAGGCAACAAAAAUUCAGUUAAAUAAGCACCUGUCUUAUCUUUUUUCUGACAAGAUGUUCUAUUUCCCAGAGAAAGCAAACAGCUGAAUUCAUGGCAGAUAGUCCUCCAUACUACAUAAAAAACACCUGGCAGUUGUUUUCAUAUUAGUUUAAAUGGCCUUCAGAAAUGUAGGUCCAGCUGGAUUUGUUUUUUCAUCCUUGCUGAUAAGAGGGCUUGGAAAUUUGAGAAAAUAGACCUUUCCCCUGCUGCUUAGAAACUCUAUGGAAACAGUUUUUUGAAGGAUGGAGAAAAUGAGAGAAAACAAGAUGUAUGUUAGGUCUCUGGCCAGCUGUCAUUUAAAUAUUGAAGGCAGGAACUAGAAACAGGCUGUUUGUUUGAGGCUGACCUUUGCAGACCAUUUGAAAUCUGUAUAAAUGAUGGAGUGUUUGGAAGAUGCCUGCAAGGACCUAUGAUAGACAUGUAUCGAUAUGAAGUUACACCCCCAAUUCUUGAGCAUCUAAGGACCAUCUUGCAGAAGCUCUCCCAUAGAGGUUUCACUUGGCAAGAUGAUUUUACUCAGGGCACUGUAGCCCAGGAACUUGCAAAUAUACCGAAAAUCUACCAGUGGCACCCUGAAUCUCUAGCAAGUGAUGGAGUCAACUCAAUCAGGACUUCAAAGCCAAAGGUUGAUAAUAAAAGGCCAUCUACCCUCGAAAAUGAUAUCGACUUAACCAAGAGUCUUCAGCAGUAUCUCACAUACCUAAGAAUUCUCACCAGGGCCUCAAGUCCUAAUGUAUAUCCUUGGAUUAAGAAUGACAAAGCUUCUGUUCAGAACAACAUCUUUCCUGAACAUCUACUAAAUUACAUAGUUCAGAAGGCCAGAGGAAGUACCCCUGCACUGACCUAUGUUCCCAAAUCCCAUCCAAAUUAUCCUGAUAAUCCCUCCCGGAGGACCUUCAGCCCAAUUCAGCCAGACACAUUCUCCUACAACCUGGACCCAGAUCUUGACAAACAGAAUCUGAUAGCUGCUCUCAAGGCCUACAUGGCUCAGAAUGUGGCAGAGGAGAACCCUGACAAAGGACCCAGUGGAAGGACUCGGAGUAGCCCUCAUUCCAGUAGUUGGUUUCUUCCAACAUACAAUGAAGCCUUCUCCAAAGAGGAGGAAAGCAUGGAUGUGAAGGAAAAACCACUUUUCCUCCUGAAAACGGGAUUGAGAGAUCUAAAUCCUGGCUCUGAAAAGUCAGUUCAAAAAUUAUCAUCUGUUCCUGGGGAUGCCAAGGACCCUCUGAGUACACUAGAUGAAACCUUGAUUCAGAAUGUCCUGAAGGAUCUGAGGAAGCAACAAGGAACCAUAGAGAACCUGAGUCCCUUGGAGCUGCAAAAGAUGGCUGAUGUGAUUACAGAUGUCAUGCAAGGCUCAAAUACUGAAGUGCCAGGAAUGGUGGGAAGUGAGACUGUAGGAGAACAAAGAGAACAAGAAAUGAAGAGGGUCAACAGUCCAGAAUCCAAAAACUAUCCAAAUGGCUUGAUGGUUCAAGAUAAUUUGCAAGAUAACAGAGAGCAGGAAAGUGAUGACAGAGUUGAUGAAAAGGUGAAAGAUUUGGAUACCGAAAUGGCAGGCUUUGUGAAUGAGCAGGAGACUCAGUAUUUGUCUGAAGGAUUACCUUCUGAAAAACUCUUUAAAACAGAGACCAAGAAAUCAGAGGAUUCUGAAUCUUCCCUUUCCUCUGAAGAGGAGAAUGCUGGGGUUGAAAAUGUGAAGAGUGAGACCUAUUCCCAAGAACUAACAGCAGAGAAGAAACCAUAUGCUGACCCAAAUGCCAAUGAAUUUGUGGAGUUUCAGGACUGGAUCCAGGGUACUCUGAAACAAGAUGAAAGGCUUUCUGAAGGACCUCCCAAAAUUCCAGGGGAAGGUCUACAAUUAGAAGUGAAGUCUUCUGAUGAAGAAGAAUAUGGUUACAUUAUGACAGAGGAAGACCCUCUGAGUGUGGAGAAGGGGAAGAAGUUGAUCAAGGAAGUGGCACAGCUACUGAAGUUGCCCCCAACUGCCAUUGUGGAUGUCAAUGUGCUGGGACCAGCAGUGACCUUCAAAGUGAGCUCCAGUUUCCAAAACAUGACAACUGCAGAAGUUGCAAAGGCAACAGCUGACAACAAAGAAAAGCUUGAAAAAGCCUCAGGACUGAAAAUUCUCCGAACUGGAAUUGGGUCGAAAAGCAAAUUAAACCUUCUUCCUCAUGGAGCAGAACAAGAAGAUUCUACCAAAUUCAUUGUCCUCACCCUAAUCUCCAUUGCUUGCAUCAUUGGGGUCCUCCUAGCUUCAGGGGUCCUCUAUUGCCUCCGCCAUAGUUCUCAUCAUAAGCUGAAGGAGAAGCUUUCAGCACUAGGAGCUGAUUCAGGCUCAGAUGCCACUGCUGCUUACCAGGAGCUGUGCCGUCAGCGCAUGGCUGUCAAGACAUCUGAUCGCCCAGAGCCUCUGCAUACUUCCCGUAUCAACAGUGUUUCAUCACAGUUCAGUGAUGGUCCCAUUCCUAGUCCCUCUGCUCGGAGCAGCACUUCUUCCUGGUCUGAGGAACCAGUCCAAUCUAACAUGGACAUCUCCACCGGUCACAUGAUUUUGUCCUACAUGGAAGACCAUUUGAAGAAUAAGAACCGGCUGGAGAAAGAGUGGGAAGCACUCUGUGCCUACCAAGCUGAGCCAAACUCAUCUCUGGUAGCCCAGAAGGAAGAGAAUGUGCAGAAGAAUCGUUCUCCUGCUGUGCUAACAUAUGAUCAUUCCAGGAUACUUUUGAAAUCUGAAAAUAGCCACGACAAUUCUGACUACAUCAAUGCAAGUCCCAUUAUGGAUCAUGACCCCAGAAAUCCUGCAUAUAUUGCUACCCAAGGACCACUUCCAGCUACUGUGGCUGACUUUUGGCAGAUGGUCUGGGAGAACGGCUGUGUCGUUAUUGUCAUGCUGACACCCCUCACGGAAAACGGAGUCAAGCAGUGCUACCACUAUUGGCCAGAUGAAGGGUCCAACCUUUACCACAUCUAUGAGGUAAAUCUGGUAUCUGAGCAUAUCUGGUGUGAAGAUUUCCUAGUGAGAAGCUUUUAUUUGAAAAAUCUUCAAACCAAUGAAACCCGGACCGUAACUCAGUUCCAUUUCCUUAGUUGGUAUGACCAGGGAGUUCCUUCUUCUACAAGAUCACUUCUGGAUUUCCGCAGAAAAGUAAACAAGUGCUACAGGGGCCGUUCUUGUCCAAUUAUUGUUCAUUGCAGUGAUGGUGCUGGAAGGAGCGGCACCUACGUGCUGAUUGACAUGGUUCUCAAUAAGAUGGCCAAAGGUGCUAAAGAGAUUGAUAUUGCUGCUACCCUGGAGCACUUGCGGGACCAGAGACCAGGCAUGGUCCAGACAAAGGAGCAGUUUGAGUUUGCCUUGACAGCAGUGGCAGAGGAAGUAAAUGCAAUACUUAAGGCACUCCCCCAGUGAGCACCCCAAUUCCUUGAAUCUCUCUGAAGACUCAUCCCUCAUCCUCCAUCCCUGUGAAUGUUGUUGGAAACCAUGACUUGACCUUAAUUGUGUCUUCUAUUGUAAACACAUAAUCAUAGGGUCUUCAAAAUGCCUAUAGCUGAUACAGUUUAGCAGUUAAAAUGUGUAUUUUUGUUUAAAUAAAAAAAAUAGAAACAUCCAGUGUUGGAAGGGGGGGAUAGUUUAUCUAUUCAUUUUCACUUUCAUGAAAAAAAUUUUCACUUCCUGAAAGCACACAUUUCACAUACAUUAGUUUCAAAUAAUAUAAUAUUAAUAGUUCAUUAAUUAGCAUAUUCUUAUGCUCUUAGAAAGGAAUGAUUGGUUUUCAUCUCUAACUUUCCAAGGGAAGACUGAUAAGGUCUUAAAUACAAAACUCCUGGGUUUAAAAAAAACAGAUUUUUUUAACCUGACUUACCUUAAGGAAAUUGCCUUCUCAUGAAGAGUUUAACAGUUAUUAAAUUAUGUAGUUUUUAUACAAAUGGCUAGAAGACAGUGUGAGUUGCUAUUGUAGUGCUGGUGGCCCAACCUAGAGGCAAGUGAUUUGACCUAAUUGGCACAAUUGUUUGGCAGUCAAAAGCAUGUAAUCCAUGAUGCUGUAUUAAUCACAAAGACUUUCUCCUGUGUCCUGAUGCUUUUAGAUCCUAUUUACUAGGUCUAGAAAUUUUUUUUAAAGUUACAUUUCCAUCUAACAUAUAUUAAAAUUCCACAAACCUAAAAGGCUAAAUAAAUGCUAUUUUCCAGUUCGAACAUUCAAACUGACUUUCCCUAUAAUAGAAAGAUAUUCAAAACAAUAUAUAAGGCCAUCUCAUAUGGAAACACAUGUCAGUCUUUGGCAUUAGGGCAGCAGCAUUGCUAUAUUCAUUUUGUGGAUGAAUGCUCAGAAUAGAAAGAAAAAGUUAACAAGGUGCUUGAAAGUAUAGAAAGUUUCUGAAUAACACUAACUAGGCUAACACAGUAACUUCACAGUCAAGAGAUAAAAUAGUGCAACCUGUAGGAAAUGUUUUAUGGAUCUCUAUUAGUAGCCUUGGAAACUACCAUGGAAAUUCCUAUUAAUUUCACAGAGGGAAAGGAAAUAAAGAAACUUCUUCAUGUACGAUUUCAUGUCAAAAAACAAACAGGAGAAAUAUGGAAAUGUGGUCAGCCACCCAAUUAUAUUUUGUCCAUGUAACAUCAAAUGCCUCAUUUAACAAGAUUUUUCCCCUCCCUCAAUUAGACUGGUUAUUUUGGCAUUAUAUUUAAUUUUGUAUUAUGGGGGCUGAAUACUUUGGUUAAAAAUCAUACUCGUUGUUUUUGUUGGCCUCUGAAAGAUUAUCUAUUUCUUUUUGCCUUUCAUUGGACAUGAUUUUCAUGCUCAACAAGACCCAAAGGUCUUCCUCCCUAUGCUGUAGGAUUCAUUCAUAAGGCUGUGAACAAGGUGUUUCCUGUCGCUUAGCUUUUCCACUAAAUUCCAUAUCAUGCCUACCAUUUCAAUUACAUUAGAAGAAGCAGUGCCUCCUGUAAGAAAAAGAGAGAUGCCAAAAUGUAUAUGUCUGUUAAUGGUAUAGGCAUGUGAUGCUGCUUUAACUCAUCUACCUUUCCUAUAGAAAAAUUGUUUUUCUCUAGUGGUAAUUUAAAUUGUAGACAAGAAAACUAUCUGAAUGAAGGGAGCUAAUACCUAAUUGUAAUGUAUAACUUAUAUAUGUCUCAGAUAUUCUCCAACGAGGGAGAUAUAUUUAAUUGUGCCAUAUUAAACUUUUGAUUUCAGAUUUGAA
This is a messenger RNA of Monodelphis domestica (gray short-tailed opossum), 5785 nucleotides long. The record is from RefSeq and is a predicted model, not a curated record. NCBI's taxonomy places the organism in Eukaryota, Metazoa, Chordata, Mammalia, Didelphimorphia, Didelphidae.